Molecule: messenger RNA, 1148 nt
Organism: Paramecium primaurelia
Lineage: Eukaryota; Ciliophora; Oligohymenophorea; Peniculida; Parameciidae
Source: the annotation of a GenBank genome assembly
AUGAAUAAAUUAUAAAUUAGAGAUGACACAGUAGAAUGGGGAUUAUAAAUUUUUUAUGUAAUAUCAGGAUAUUGUCCUUAAUAUUGUUAAUUGUGUGAGGUAUUAUUGAAAUGUAAGAUUUGUCAAAGUGGUUACUUUAAAUAUAAGGAAAAUACUUGCAUAAGCGGAUGCGAUUAACCAUAUCAAAAAUUAAUGGUUCUUAUUGAUAAGAUUUUGAUGAUGAAACAUCAUGUAUCAUUAUAUUCUAUGUGUAUCUAGACUCUGAUUAUUUAACUUAUAAUUUUCUAAAUAAUACUUUCGAUCCUUAUUACGAAUGAAUUUAUAAUACUAUGGUUUGUAUACACUACUCUAUUAAAAUGGGACGAAUUUUAUUAAAUCUCAGAUAUCUAUUAUUCAUAUUUCAAUAAUCUAAGAAUAUUUGGAGGGCUUACAUAUGGGCAUAGGCUAAAUUUUAUAGGAUUCAUGAAAUAAUUGAUCCUCAUCAUAGUAUCACAAUUCCAUUUUAUAUACUUUAUGGACCAGCAUUCCCUUCUGAUGGAUUAUUUAUAUAUAAAAAUGAAAAUAAUCCACCAAUUUCCAAAUCCAGUAAUAGUUUUUAGGGUUCAAAUAAUUUAGGAGGAAAAUAUGAUUAAGUAUAUGAAAGCACAAAUCAUGACUCAAAUACAUUCACAAUAAGCUGGGAAUGUUUUGGGUCAAAUAAUGAACAAUUCAAGCUUAUUGUGGAUUUUAUAAUUAUUACAUUGCUAUUCAUAAGUGCUAGCUCUAUAGUUUAUAAUAAUCUGAUUAGAGUACAUGUAAAUAAUGGAAUAGUGAUUAUGAUUUAAUUGUAGUUAAAUUCUCUUAAGAAGAAAGUUUAAGUAACCAAUAUUAUGAUAAGGAUUCUGUUUGAUGUUUAGAUUGUCCAAUAUCUUGUUUAACAUGUGUCUCAAAUAGAUUGUUAAACAUGCUAAUCUACUUUUAUAUAAACUAAAUUAGGAUGCAUUUUAAAUUCUAUUAAUUGGAAGAUUCAAAUUAAUAUUUUGAUUGUCCAUUUGAAUGUAAUCAAUGUUUAAAUUUAAGCAACUGUAUAAAUUGUCAAAUCGGCUUCUAUUACUAAGAAUUUUUUAAACCAUGCUCCUAUGUUAAACUUGUUAUAGAGCAAUAAUUGA